This is a messenger RNA of Patella vulgata (common limpet), 6476 nucleotides long. RefSeq names its product zinc finger protein 665. The record is from RefSeq and is a predicted model, not a curated record. The transcript is spliced from 2 exons. Lineage: Eukaryota; Metazoa; Mollusca; Gastropoda; Patellidae. Bases 198 to 3110 code for a protein of 970 amino acids. Gene Ontology annotation, biological process: regulation of transcription by RNA polymerase II. Gene Ontology annotation, molecular function: RNA polymerase II cis-regulatory region sequence-specific DNA binding; DNA-binding transcription factor activity.
CUGAAUUAAAGAAAUUGUCACCUACCUUUGCUAAAGAGAAAAUCAAUCUUUUUCAUCAAAAAUUGGUUAUCUCCGGAUCAUAAAGAUUUUGAUGAAAAAGGCAACAAAUUAGACUUUGGAGGUGGUGAAAUGUUUUUGAAUAUCAAGUUUGUUGAAUAAUAGUCUACCUGGUUUAAGAAUAUAAUUCACUCAUAGAUAUGGAGCUUCCAGCAAAUAUGAAACUUCCAGAACUUCCCUCAAAUAUGAUGCUUCCCCCUUUACCAGUUCUUGACAAGGAACAAAAUUUUCAGGUUUUCAAACUAAAACCUGAUGUCAGUCACAUGGCCUUUGGUGCCAAGCCUUUUGUGGUUCCACAUCAACAAUUAGUCAACCAAGAAUUGAUAUUGCCUCAAGAUAUCAAAUCUGAACCUUUGGACGAAGAUGAAAAUUUAGCAAGCAGUUCCAACAGCUUUGUUCACCAAACGGUCAACAAUAAUAAUAUUGAUACCGGUACAUCAACCAAUCAUAUCCAUACAGCAUCUCAAGCUUCAAGUUCCUAUGACCGUCACCCAUCUAAUAAUAACACAUCAGGAUUGAUUAAUCAGAAAUUGAUAGUUCCACAAGAUAUAAAAUCAGAAGAAGGAGAUGAUUUAAUUUCAAAUUGUAGAGUUUAUUUUGAUAAUAGGACAGCGGAAACUACAACACCUGCUAACCAAGACAAGGAAUCAAAUCAAAAACCAAAAUCCUACAAUACUCGUCCAUCUUCCGUUAAAGUAGAUUAUAAGGAUGAUUAUGAAUUUGAAAAUGAUGAACAACCAGAGAUCUAUAAUGACAUCGAUGACGUAGAUUAUGAAGAAUCUGAGCUUGAACCAAAGCGGAAGAACGUCAGAAUAUCUGCCACGCCCACAAAGCACCAAUGUAACGAAUGUGGUAAAUAUUUCAAAACUGGUGAUUUUUUGUUAUCACAUGCUCGGCAACAUACCGGAGAAAAACCCUUCCAGUGUGAUAUAUGUUUUAAAUGUUUCCGAGAAAGUAGUUUGCUCAAUCGACAUGUAAAAAUUCAUUCCGGUAAAAAGUUCUCAUGUGAAGUAUGUGGAAAAGAUUUCUCGGAAAAUAGUUAUCUGAAACUUCAUAUGAGUUCCCAUUCUGGCGACCGUCCUUUCACAUGUCAAAACUGCGGUAAGUCUUUCUUGAAGAAAAGUCAUCUGAAAUCUCAUGCUUCUGUUCACAUGGAAAGAGAUUUCAAGUGCAAAAUUUGCGGUAAGGGUUUUACAAAUGAACGGGCAGUACAACGACAUACAAAAACUCACUCUACUUUUAAAGAAUUUCUGUGCAGUUUUCCAGAUUGUGGAAAAUCAUAUGUAGAUAACUCAGCCUUACAAAUUCAUCUCCGAAAACAUACAGGAGAAAGGCCUUACGUCUGUAAUGUUUGCGAUAAAGCGUUUAUGGUUAGCAGCCAUCUUUCUGCACAUCAUAAAAUUCAUACACAAGAGUAUAAAAAUACCGAAAGAAAAUAUAUUUGUGACAUUUGUGACAAGCGUUUUCUGUCCAGCAGCCAUUUAACACAACAUCGUAGAAUUCAUACAGGGGAGAAGCCAUACAUGUGUCAGGAUUGUGGCAAAUGUUUCAUCGAGCAUUCGUCACUUAAACGUCACCUGAGGUUCCAUACAGGAGAGCGCCCGUACUCGUGUGAUCUUUGUGAAAAGACUUUCAGUAAUGCGUCGUCUUUGACAAGUCACAAAAAAUUACAUACAGGCGAAAAACCUUUCGCUUGCGAAGAGUGCGGGAAGUGCUUUCCAUUAAAGAGUUAUUUGGCCGAUCAUAAGAAAACACAUGACAAGUCAGUUCUUUAUCAGUGUGAUGUUUGCUUGAAGGCAUUUACAAACAAAGCAAAUCUUUACACCCACCGCCGAACAGUUCAUGGAAAAAAAAACUGUCGCUGUCCAAUUUGUCACAAGUCUUUUGUGUCCGAUUUUUAUGUAAAACGUCAUAUGAGUGUACACUCGGGUGAUCGUCCAUUUCAAUGUGAUGUCUGCGGCAAAUCAUUUGCACAACGUUUUAGUCUAAAUGUCCAUAGCAGAAUUCACACUGGUGAAAAACCGUAUAAUUGUCACAUGUGUCCGGAGGCGUUUGCAAAUCAUUGUAAUUUACAACGGCACAUCAGUGUCCAUAAUGGCCACCGACCACACCAGUGUGAAAUGUGUGGGAAGCAGUUUGUUUUAAAAUCUCAUCUUAAAUUACACGAAGCCGUUCAUACAGGAAUAAAACCAUAUAAAUGUGUUUUUUGUGACAAGCGUUAUGCUGACCACACUCGUGUCAUUAGACAUAUGAAAUCUGUCCACCAUUCGGACAUCAGGCGAGUUGAGAAAUCAGACGUAGAAGACUUACAGAAGUCGGACAGUGAAUCUAGCAUAAAUAUCAAAGAAGAAAAAUCGGAUCACAGUUAUGAUGAUUUCGUUAAAACUGAACCCAUUGACACUGACGAAUCAGAGACAGAAAAAACAUGCGAUGACCUGUCUGAGAAUGGACAAUUGGACAAUUCUCAAUCCGAGGAUGGACAGUUAGACAAUGCUCAGUCGGAGGAUGAACACUUAGAUGAUGACCAGUUCGAUAAUGGACAUAUGGAUGAACAAUCUGAUGAUAGCCUGUUUGAUGAAGAACAAUCUGAAAAUACAUUAAUUGGCAAUGAACGGUUGUUAUAUCAAGAACAGAAAGAAUCAAGGGUAAUAGAUAAUGAACCAUCAAAAACUGGAUUACCAGACAAUGGACAGUCCGAAACUGGACAAAUAUAUAUUGAACAAUCUGAACCAAUUGUAGAUGAUGCACAGCCAGGGACUGAAUUAAUAAAUGAUGUACAAUCUGAGACUGGAUCUGUUGAUGGUGAAACAUCAGAAACUGAAGAACUAAUCAACAAUGAAAUAUCAUACGCAGACAAUUCAGUUAAUACAUGUAGUUCCGUACAUAGAGAGACAGAAUUUUCUGUACUAGGUGAGGACACAGUAGAUAACGAUUUGGCAAUACUUCAGUUGCACGUAGAUGUUGACUCAAAAAACAAUGAACAAUAUCUACAUGUGUCGGAAUCCAGUACAGACUUAUUAACCCCAGAGUUAAUAGAUACUGACAUGGAUUAAUAUUUCGUAACACAGAUUUAAUUUUAAAAAUAAAGCAUGUUGUGCUCUAAGUGUGAUAUGCUUAUUUUUAUUCUAGUUUACCUGGUAACACAUUUGUUUGAGAUAUAUAUCUAUAUUGCUAACUAUUUCCGCUGUAAUCUUAUUUACAGUCAAAAAUUGUUCUGAAAUAAAAAUUUGUUACUGUUACUGAACUGUAAGGCCUUCAAUACAUAGAUAAUAGAGAGAUAUUUUUUCCUACCAUUAUUGAGAAGCUACAUUCCGUUAAAGUUAAUUUUUGUAUCCAUUUAGAAUAUCUCAAUUCCAGGCCAUAAUUUACAGACUUUAAUUUGAUUGUAUCAAGAGGCUGAUUGAAUUGGAUGCUUUGCAUACAUCUAAAAUUGUUAUGGCAGUUUCUUUUGGUGUCUACGAUGACAUAAUGUAUACCGAGAUGCCUCAUUUCCAAAUAACAUUUUAGAUUUAGAUAUCUUGAUGCCUAAUGAUUUAGACUUUUUGAAACGUAAGGGUGGAACUUUAUCAGAUUUAGUCAAAUAGAAUUUACCUCCUGUUGUCGAACUUGUGUCCAUUUAAAGUAAAAGAAAUAAUACAUUUCUCAAGGUAUUUUCUAGUCCGCAUAAAUCAAAAUGUAAUAAUUGAAGUCAGUAAUUUUAGUGUAAACCUGUUAUUGUAUUUGUAUACUAAUGUCUGUAUAGUUUAUAUUUGUUUAAGUAUAAUGACAUUUGUAUAGUUUAUAUUUGUAUUGUUGUAUUGCUGUUUAAAGCCAUGACAAGGCAAGUUGUUCAUAUUGAACUCCAAAUCCAGAAUAUAUAUUAUUUUAUUGUAAAUGUAAAGAUGGUUGUUGUUAUACAAUGUUGACUGUAUGUGUUUAAAGUAACAAUGCACCAUUGGCCGUUGUUUGUAAAAUAUCAAUAUUUUUCUUGGCUUAAUCCAAGUUAAUAUGUACUCAGAUUGAUUAUUUAACAUUUAAUUAAAAAAACAAAAUCAAAAUACAAAUUCAAUUGGAUUUAUAACAGGCCUGUCAUUAAGUUUUUGUGGACAACAAUUCAUUGUAAUCCGGUUUUAAUCUUGUGUAUUUAGCACUAAUUUCUUUUCCAUUCAUUCAAUAUCAAAUCCUUGUUUAAACAUUCGUAAAAAUCGUUUAAAAUUACUAAAAAUCAUCUAAUUUGUACUUGUGUACCGUUUAAAGCUGACCAUUCAAUUUUGAUAAUGAGUGUCCAAUUUACAAUUGUUUAAUUUCUCGAUCACUGUUAAAAAAUAAAGAACCCAAUUGAUUAUUGAUGUCUUAUGAUUAAUUUUUGAACAGUGGUCAGGAAAUGAAAUACUUGUAAAUUGGACACUUAUUGUCAAAAUUAAUCAGUCAGGUUUAAAAACUGGACAAAGUACAAAUUAGAUGAUUUUGGGUGAUUUUAAAUGAUUUUUUACUAAUUUUUAAACAAAAAUGUGAUAUUAAACGAAUGUGAAAGAUAUUAGUGCUAGAUACACCAGAUCAAAUGAUGCCGGGGUAACGGCCCGGUUACAGCACAAUAUGGCAACAAACUUAUUGCAUAUCUUUGUAAAUACUAAAUGGAAUUGAAUCAUUUUGGGACUGAUAUUACUAUUAGAGAUUCAUCUUUAACAGUAUUGUAGUUUGCAAGUGAUUCCUAUUGCUUAAAAUGGUGCAGCAGGACUUUAAUGUUAAAUUAUUAUUAUUAUUAUUAUUAUUAUUGUUCGAUUUAUAUAGCGCUUCAUUACACGUGAAGUGUUUCUAAGCGCAUAUCACAAACAUAUACUUCAAACACACAGAAACAAUCAAAAGGCUACAUCACCACAAUGGCUGUUAUCGUUUAGUCUUUUGAAUGUUAAAGCAGCAUUAUGUAAGACUAGAUAAAGAGCUGACAGUUCUUGUUGUAAUAGUUAAAAAUAGAUAAUGAAAAGAGAAUAUUUUGAAAAUUUCAGUCAAAUUACUUCACUCUCACUGAGUCAGGGAAUCGGUGAUAUAAUUAUAGGCUAGCCUUGAUUGUCAUUAAUACUGUUGUUACGAUAAUAAACAAAGUCUCGAUUCCAUUUAUUACGGUAACCGCAUCCACCACAAAACAUAUAGGAAUCCACUAAAUAUUGCAGGAAUCUAAUGGCAUCGAGAGUUGGUUAUGGUCUUGGUAAGUUAAUUAAUGUCUUAAUUGAUAAUCUAGAUAACAUUUCAGGCCUGAAGAAAGACCUGCAAUAGGCAGAUUUAGCUCUUGCAUUAUGUGUGUGACUUAGUUGUAGUUUACGUCAGCUUCCACCAAGGUGAUAUCGCAGACAACUUGCGUUAUGCAUGUUUAAUUGAAUUAAUAUGAAAUAAAUUCUUUACUGAACAAAUAAACCUUUCAACUGUUUUAAUUACAUGUAUUUAGAUGAGAACUAUUUCCAGUCAAUUUCAUAUUGUUACUAUUGAUAAAUGUUUACAAUCAAAUCAGGGUACAUGUAACUCUUAAUAAGAUUUUCUAUUUUAAAUCUACUACAUACCAGUACAUACAAGGAUUUAUUUUAGACAAUUAUAUUUAAGAUUCAGUUUUGUUAAAUGUAUAUUGCACAUUUAGAGCCCAUCAAACACAAAGGAUUUAUGCUGUCACUUUUACCAGAAAACAAUUUUCAUAUUCCAUUUCACUAUUUAAAACCAGAAUUUGAUAAUUUCUUCAAUUUACUAAAAAUGAAUUUGAUAUACAUGAUUUAAAUUUCUAAAAUUAAUUAAAAUAUAUUUGAUAAUAUACACUAUCAAUUAAAUUUCUAAAAUUAGUGAAACUGAAAUGCCACCAGCAAAUUAAAUUUGGAUGGAAUUACUUCAGUGGUUCAGAAUGGAAUUUGGAACUUAUGAAGGGAAGAAGCUAUUUGAAUUGGUUACAUGUUUGUAUAAAAGGGUACAUCAGAAUGGCUAUUGUCAUUGAGUUUUCUUAACCACAAGAUUAAAGAGUUUCCUUGGACAGAUAUAGGGAAGAGAUAGGCAGUGAACAUGUAUAACCCGAAGUGAAAGUCUCCCAAAGAGUCAAAAUCUGUUAUAAUGUAAGCAACAUUGUAAGUUAAUAUUUGCCUAUACAUCUAUCUUUUACUGAACAAAUAAAAUUGUCUGUGUAUAGUAGGCCUAAUUCAUACUGAUGGUGGAUUUACAGCCCUUGGGCCUUUUGUUAUGUUUGUAUGCCUAUUAUUUUGACCAAUGAUAUUGUAGUUUUCCUUUUAUUGUAUCUUGUUAUGUAUUGGGAAUUUUAUGUAUAAUCUAGUUAUUGGAAAUUUUAAAAGCUUUUUUGUUGUUGACUGUAUUUAAUAUAUGACAUAAGGAAAAUAUGAUGAUGGCAUCUUUAAAACAAAUUAAAUUGUGAAAUUUUUAAUUGUAUGUAAAUUUUGAUAUAAUAAAGU